Messenger RNA from Amoebophrya sp. A120, 4463 nucleotides. Lineage: Eukaryota; Dinophyceae; Syndiniales; Amoebophryaceae. The record is from the annotation of a GenBank genome assembly.
GUCUGAAUUUGAGGUCCUCUAGGAGCAUGUUCAUGUUUGCAUAGAAGCUCGAUUUUGCCCCCACGGUCAGCACCAUGUCCCGUUUCCUGCGUUGGGAGAUCGACGCGGUCUCGGAGACCGUCGUGAACUACAAGGUCUUUCUCUUGUCGUUCCUGUACGAGUUGACUCUUGCCCCCUUUUCGGGUUUGCUCUGCUGUCUGUUGGAAGGUGAUAAUUCCGCACGGAACCGCUACCUUAUCCUCGACCGGAAGCAAUUCGAUAUGUUUUGGGGCAACAACCGUUUCGAGACGCUACAGAACAUGGUUUGGAUAUUCAAUGAUCACUUUAUGUGCGUCUUGUUCGUCUUCUAUCUGUGGGCGAACAUGGACGUGCGGAGGAAGAUUGAUGAACUUAAGUCGUCCAAUGAAUUCUGGUGCCGCCAUUUCCUCUUCGAAUGGUUCUUUGUUCACGACUACAAGUUCUACGCAGGAGCUGCAACCCGGUAUCGAGAACUACGGUGAUAAUUUAGACGCGGUGGACGGGAUGCUUUCGUAUCUGAUCCUGGUGGACAUUCAUUACUAUGACUUGCUGUUUUUGCUGCUGGUCAAGGUCCACAAGUCGUCUUGCAUCGCGCUCAAGUACGCGACUUUUGGACUGUCGGAGAUGCGGUUAGUGCGGUCGGACAACAACUUCUACGUGGACAUGGGGUUCACCGAGCGCAGAAUGGGGUUCGAUUUGUUCUACGACGGCAGCGGUUGUUACGAGCAGCACGUGCUGGAGCAGCUUUUGCUCAGUUGCUUCCGCACGGCCGAGCUGAUCCGCGGCGUCGACUGUGUGCAUUUCCGGUUGGACCCCUUGAGUGCGUAUGACGUCGAGGAGGAGUUAGAGCAACUGAUGAUACGGGAACAACAAGAGCAGCAGCAGCAGCUUGGAGGUCUGCAGUUCCAAAAUCAUGACGCAGAGCUGCACAGGGGCACUAUCCCCAUGGAUGCACGGUCCUCUGGAAGUUUGUACGCUGCGCCAGAGGUUUUGCUGCUCGCACAAAUCGUUGAGGGUCUCGUGGACAGAUUGCUCGCGGAGAACAAGGGAUUGCGGGCAAGGAUCUUGCUAGCGGAACAGCAAAGUCCUCGAGCUGGAUAUGAAGUAGAGGCGGUUAAAGGCAGCAGGUCUCUGGCGGAUAAAAAGUUUCUCGCGUUCUCGUGGCUGGACCAUUCGAAACUCUUUCUGGACUGCAUCAACCUGCCCGAGGUCUUCACGACCGUCAAAAAGGGGGCUUUGCCGCUCACGCAGGAGGCUGCCGUCAAGUCGACCCUGAACAAGUGGGGAGAUCUCCAAGCCUUGCUUGGGGUGUCCCGGGAACUGACACGCGAGAUCGAGCGGCAGUGGCCGACGAUCGAUGCGGAGGCUGUGUUCGGUCAGGAAAGAACCGCAGACGAGGUCGACGUCCAGCUUGGUGGCGAGGCACUAAAUGAAGGCGGAGGUGAGUUUUCAAAUAAGCCGUGGCAAUGGUAUAUGCAGUCACGAAAAGACGUGCAAAAGCUCGUAGUUAAGGUAUUUUUCAAUGCGGCGUCCUCAUCAAAGGCACGUGGGGACGAGGCAACAUCAUUGGACGGCUCGUUACUGCGGGCGGUGUGUGCGCGGCUGGGAGUCUUCGUGGACGAGGAGAACCAUGGGGAAUCUGCUGACACGAAGAUGCCGUGGCCGGGGAGUGUUGAUCACUAUGCUCCAUCUUCUGCAGACGGCGUGCCCAAGCACGCAACCGACUCAUCCGCCGCCGGCGUGGCGACGCUCUCGGUUCCCCUGCCGGCGACCACAGUGUCGUACGUUCUUGCUUGCCUGGCGUGCAAGCCCGAUGACAUGAUGGGGGCAAUCUCGGGAUCGAUCAUUCUCUUCGCGCUCGUGGCACCUAUGUUGCUGAACAAUUUGGUUCGACUCAUCCAGACCGGCGCUUUUCUGAGUCAGUACUCGCACAUCGGUUCGAUCCUUCAUUUAUGCCGGCUUUUGCCGAUGUGGGGCAUCGGGGGCGCGUAUUGGGCGUGCAUUAGCUUUUUGAUUUUCACAGUUUUGGAGAUGAGGAAGCGUUACCGCAUGGCAACGCUCUUCCUGGCCACCUUCGGCGAUCGGGAGGCUUUGCUGGAAGUUGUUCAGGAACAGUUUGCCGACGGAGGUGAUUCACGCGGCAGCGAUGAGGCCCGAAGCGACACUUCUCCUGGUGAUGACGACUGGGAUCAUUUAAAUGGAUCCGACAGUGAUCCUGAUCCUCUCGGCCUUGGAGUUUUGUUUCCAGACCGAAAAAAUCGUGCAACCAAGAAAAACUCCGAAACGGGGGCGAACAAAGUGAGUCCGAAUCCGGUCCCGUUUGCGCGGGCACUCAACAUAGACGCAGUCCUCGAUCGGGAGAUAGAGCGCAAGAGAACUACAAAGACGGCAAAUAAAGAUGUUGGCGCUCCGUCCGUUGCAGGGACCUCUCACCCGCUAGGUUUGUCCGAAGAGGCCCAGGCGGAAAUCAAGGCCAUUUACGAGUCGCGGUUCCGCGAUUUCCGGCUCGCGACGAAUCUGCUCGCCCUGAAUUCCCCCGAAGACCUCCUCGCGUUCCGAGUCGUGGCGAUGCUGACGGGCGGAACCUUUUUGGGUAACGCCGCCGCGCGGUAUUCAAAUGCGGACGCUAUUGCGCAUUGGUGCUUUCUCUGUCUCUGUGUUGGCCUCAUCGUCCACAUGAUCCUGGCUAUGCCCGACCUUCAGGAAGAUGAUGGUAACUCGAACACCGCCUCCGAGUCCGAUGGCAGUGCUAGGCCGUUGCUCUUCCCGCACCUGGCCUCUCCGCGGCCCAUCCAUCGCGAGUACGGUCUUUACUGGCCGCCGCUUGUGGAAGCGGGUUUUUUCGUGUGUUGGUUCAGUCUGGGAACGGCCGGGGCCGUGUUUUACGGGACGCAGGUGAACAGAGGCGCUCCGAGAAUACUGAGCAUCGUCCACCGCGCGAAGCGAAAUUACGACAAAGUGUUUUUUAAGAAGCUGGAAAUGUACGAAAAGUACGUAUCUAUGCGGAAGGGGAGCACGAGAGCUGACGCAGAGGACACCAUAGACGCUACCCUAGAGGUAGACGGCAGCAGUAUUUUUAACAGUGGCCGGCCUCAAGCGGAGCCGAUCGCGGGAUUCUCGUCGCGAUUGAAUGCCGAGGACAUUCAGAAGCUGGACAAUGCUCCUGCGCUGCCGGUGGGGUUGUCUGGAACUACUGCUGUGACGCUAGAACCGACGACAAGAAGUACGGCUCCCAGACGCUCGGCGUCCUCGAUGUCACGUGGAGGGAUGUCCACGGUGUCGAGCUCGUCGCGAUCGUCGGUUCUCCGGAGUGUGGAGUCGAGUCUGAUCGGAAGUGAAGUUGAGGAGGGCGCGUUGAGUCGGCAACCAAAUCUCGUGGACACCGUGAAGGACCAGUACGAGCGCCGCUACAGGGCCAGCAAAGAAAAAUUCAGGGUGAUGCAAACGUUGCAAGAAGAAGACGAGGAGUUUGAGGUCGCGCCAACAGGAGCACAAGCGGGCGCAGAGGAGAAUAUCGACGGAGCACUAGAGCCGCGUGGAAAUAACGGACUCUACGGGAAGAUGAAAACUGGGCGCCCCUGGUCGUACCUGGAUUUGGGCCUAGUCGAAGAUCCCGAGCCACUCGCAGCAGUUGCAUCUCCGAAUGGGUUCGGUUUUGCAGACUUCGCGCAACUGAAUGUCACCACCGACGACAUCAAGCAGCUGAAGUUGGACCGCGAGCUUUUCCAGGACACUGCCACCAGCGUUUUGGCCGACCUGGACCAGUAUUUCCAACAGCAUCCGGCAAAGAUCAUGUUUAUGCCGUGCACCGUCGAGUUGUUCCGGGUCAUUUACGCGGCCCUCGCCACGCUCGCCGGUGUCAUCCUGGCCGCUCUAUACUCCAAAGGAGUGCUCUUCUCGCCGUUCGCCUUUCUCGACUCUGGCGCCUGAUCCCAGUGAUGUUGAGAGGAAAUCAGUAGAGUGUGGUUGUUUCUGUUAUUUCUUGUUGUUUCCGCAGUUUGAUGUUUCUGGAGGCGAUCUUAGAUUAGCGCUCGGUUGGGUGAGGUCGCCGCCGCUAUCGUCAGCCGGUGGAUCUAGUAUGUUCGCAGCAAACCUCCGAAGUGGAUAUUUGGAAGCCCGGAACUUUCUCUAUUGUAAAGACCGACGAACACAAGAAUAUUCACUUCAUAACUACAUUUGUGCUUCUUGGAGCAGGGAAGGGGCAGUUUAGUAGAUUCUUCCUUGCAAGCAUUGGGUCGAAUUGUUUGUAAAGUAACUUAGCUGCGGAAGCGCCGCGCGAGCCCUGAAGCUUUGUCACCGAACAAAAGAUUACGAGGGAUGAAGCUGAUGCUGAAGAUACAUGUUUGUUUCCGUAUUCUGGUAAUGUCAGUUUCAAUUGCUGCUAUCGCAAAAUCCCUGCGGCUGUUGCAGCGACUCACCUGCCAUUUGUUUGUACCGGAUCCAUA